GUCUUGCGGAGCAGCAGGAAUAAGGAAUUCCGACUGGGUACAAAGUUGCCUCACAAAUACAGCAGCAGACACGAGCUGCACCUGUGUUUUUGGAAAUAGUUGUUUCACCUUACAAAAUGCGUGAAUCACAGGCUGAAAGCUUCAAGAGGAUCCAGGCAGUUAACACCAAUGCAGAGGGUAGCCUGAGUGGGUUCAAAGCCCAUGCAGUCUUCCAGGAGAUCAACAAGAAGCUGGAGGAGGAUGGGGAGGCAUUUGUGAAGAAGAUCGGAGGGGUGUUUGCUUUUAAAGUGAAGGAUGGACCUAAUGGUCAGGAAGCGACUUGGAUAGUGGAUGUAAAGAAUGGCCGAGGUUGUGUUCACAAUGACACCGAAAAGAAAGCCGACUGCACUAUUUCCAUGUCAGAUCAAGACCUGCUCUCCUUGAUGACGGGGAAAAUGAACCCACAGACAGCGUUCUUCCAAGGCAAGCUGAAGAUCACAGGGAACAUGGGAAUGGCCAUGAAGCUCCAAAGUCUUCAGCUGCAGCCAGGCAAAGCCAAGCUGUGAGGUAGAACCUUGGGGUUACAGGCAGAAGUUACCUUCCUAGUACUGGUGCAGGAUCAGCUCUUUUCCCAGUCCUAAACCGAACCACUAAGGGUGACAAAAACAACACUGGUUCCUGCCUGGCACUAUGGGGCCACUUCUACCAUUUCAGUAACAGCAGUUCCCCUCCUCCAGCUAUCAUGAUGACAGGGUGUUCCUCUGUAGGAUUAGAGGGUUAUGGAGAAGAGAAGAACAAGAUGGAAUAAUGGAGAGACUGAUUUCCAUCAAAACCUUUUUCACUCUGAACCUUCUUUUAUUUUUCUAACAUACAUAUUAAUAAUCAGAAAACUCUAGACUAGAGAGACAUACCUGUAGGUGCGCUAAUCGCCAACAGUCAUUUCUUCCGAUGUCUGACCUUUCCCCCCAAUAAGUGUAAUGUGGGUAUUGAUAAUAAAUGAAAAAUGGACCGGGUUAAUAACGUUUGGUCCCGUCUCAGAGCUGUGCUGCAGUCAUUUCUCCCUAUUUUGCCUUUGAGAGAUGAAUUAAUAGAACAGUGAAGUGCCUCUCAGGUGUACAAUAUUUCUUGUUGACAUUUUGAACAAGUGUAAAGCCAUGGAUUAGGUCUCAUGAUAACUUAUUAUUAAUAUCUCAAACGGGACUGUAUGGAUGGACCACUUAGUGAAACUGACUGUUUCAUGUUCAAUUUAACCGUGUUGUGAUUGUUAUUAACCCUGUUACUUUCAAAUAAAUACUGUUUGAAAUAAU
Messenger RNA from Esox lucius (northern pike), 1286 nucleotides. It is a transcript of the gene scp2b, whose product is annotated as sterol carrier protein 2b. NCBI's taxonomy places the organism in Eukaryota, Metazoa, Chordata, Actinopteri, Esociformes, Esocidae. The coding region runs from base 117 to 545 and encodes 142 amino acids. The record is from RefSeq and is a predicted model, not a curated record. Gene Ontology annotation, cellular component: cytosol. The transcript has 5 exons.